AUGGUUUCAUUUUCUAAAAUAUUUUUUUUCUCCCUAAUAUUCAUUUUAUAUUUAAAUGAAAAGGCAAUAUGUUCCAUAAAUGAAAACGAAAAUGACAAUGAAACUGUAACUAGUAGUCACAAUGUACAAUAUAAUGAUAAUAUUGAUCAGUUAAAAUCGAUGAUUGGAAAUGAUGAACUACAUAAAAAUUUAACAAUAUUAGAAAAAUUAAUUUUAGAAUCGUUAGAAAAGGAUAAAUUAAAAUAUCCUCUACUUAAACAAGGAACUGAAGAAUUAAUCGAUAUAUCGAAAUUUCAAAAAAAAAAUGUAAGCGAUACGAACGAUGAAUCUUAUAUCGUACCUACGAUCCAAUCGACUUUUGAGGAUAUUGUAAAAUAUGAACAUCUUAUGAAAAAACAAUUAAUAGAAAUUUACAAUUCUGAUAUUUCAGAUAUAAUUAAAAAAAAAAUAUUUAUUGUAAGAACAUUAAAAACAAUAAAAUUAAUGCUUAUACCAUUAGAUUCGUACAAACAAAAUAAUGAUUUGAAAACUGCGCUCGAAGAAUUAAAUAAUGUAUUUAUAUCAAAAAAUGUUGAAGAGAAAACAACUAGUCCUGUAGGGGAUCACGCAACAUUUUUUAAUAAUUUGUUAACACAUGUAAGAACAAUUAAAGAAAACCAAAAUAUAGAAAAUAAAGGUGAAACACUUCUACUAGAGGACAAUAAAGUAGAUGUAAUGGAUUCGAAUGAUUUCUUUUUUACGACCAAUUCCAAUAUAAAAUUUAUGGAAGCAUUAGAUGAUAUAACAAAUCAAUAUGGAUUAGGGUUAAUUAACCAUUUGGGUCCUCAUCUAAUAGCUCUGGGACAUUUUAUUGUUUUGAAACUAGCACUUAAAAAUUAUAACAAUUAUUUCCAAGCAAAAAGUAUAAAAUUUUUUAGUUGGCAAAAAAUAUUAGAGUUCUCCAUGUCUGACAGAUUUAAGGUUCUUGACAUGAUGUGCGAUAAUGAAUCUGUUUACUAUUCCGAAAAAAAAAGAAGAAAAACGUACUUGAAAAUUGAUCGAUCGCACACAUCUAUGGAAUGUAAUAUAUUGGAAUAUCUAAUACAUUAUUUUAAUAAAUAUCAAUUAGAAAUAAUUAAAACUACUCAAGAUACUGAUUUUGAUUUACAUGGGAUGAUGGAACAUAAAUAUAUAAAAGAUUAUUUCUUUUCAUUUAUGUGUAAUGAUCCGAAAGAAUGUAUUAUAUAUCAUACGAACCAAUUUAAAAAAGAAGCAAACGAAGAAAAUACUUUUCCUGAACAAGAAGAACCUAAUCGCGAAAUAAGUGCAUAUAAUAUAUAUUUAAAUUAUUAUUAUUUCAUGAAACGUUACAGUUCCUAUGGAACAAAAAAAACCUUAUAUGUCCAUUUAUUAAACUUAACAGGGCUUCUAAAUUAUGAUACGAGAGCCUACGUCACAUCACUUUAUUUACCAGGAUAUUACAACACUGUCGAAAUGUCGUUCACCGAAGAAAAAGAGUUUUCCAAACUUUUUGAAAACUUAUUAAAAUGUAUUGAGAAAUGUCAUUUACACCAACCAAACACAUUAUCAAAAGAUAGUAAUUUCCUUAACGAUGUAUCCAAAUGCGAUGUAUGUAAAGGAGCCUUCUUAUAUUCUAACAUGAAAUUUGAUGAAGUUCUUUCGAUGCUACAGAAAUUUUACGUAUAUUUAACUAAAGGGCUCAAAAUACAAAAAGUAUCAUCACUAAUGAGAACGUUAGAUAUUUAUCAGGAUUACAGUAAUUUCUUAUCACAUGAUAUUAAUUGGUACACAUUUCUAUUUUUAUUUCGACUAACCAGUUUUAAGGAUAUUGCGUACAAAAAUGUCGCUGAAGCAAUGUAUUUAAAUAUAAAAGAUGAAGAUUCGUUCAACCGAACGGUCGUGACGAAUUAUUGGUUCCCUUCUCCUAUAAAAAAAUAUUAUACUUUAUAUGUGAGGAAACGUAUUCCAAACAAUUUAGUCGAUGAACUGGAGAAAUUAAUGAAAGUUGGAACAUUAGAAAAAAUGAAAAAAGCUCUUACAUUUUUGGUCCAUGUCAACUCGUUUUUACAACUAGAUUUUUUCCAUCAACUGAAUGAACCGCCUCUAGGAUUACCACGAUCCUACCCUUUAUCGUUAAUUCUCGAACAUAAAUUUAAAGAUUGGAUGAUUAGUUCGCCCGCAGGGUUUUAUUUUUCAAAUUAUCACAAUCCAUAUAUAAGAAAAGAUUUGCACGAUAAAGUUUUAUCACAAAAAUUUGAACCUCCAAAAAUGAACCAGUGGAACAAAGUUUUGAAAUCGUUGAUCGAGUGCGCAUAUGAUAUGUAUUUUGAACAGAGACAUGUGAAAAAUUUAUAUAAAUAUCAUAAUAUUUAUAAUAUCAAUAACAAAUUAAUGUUAAUGCGCGACUCCAUGGAUUUGUACAAAACACAUUUUGACGACGUGUUAUUUUUUGCAGAUAUAUUUAAUAUGAGAAAAUAUAUGACUGCCACCCCAACAUAUAAAAAAGUAAAAGACCGAGUCUAUCAUACAUUACACAGCAUUAUGGGAAAUUCUGUCAAUUUUUAUAAAUAUGGUAUCAUAUAUGGAUUUAAAGUAAAUAAAGAAAUAUUGAAAGAAGUGGUGGACGAAUUGUUUUCCAUAUAUAAUUUUAACACAGAUAUAUUUUCCGAUACAUCUUUCCUACAAACGGUUUAUUUACUAUUUAGACGAAUAGAAGAAACGUACAGGACACAAAGAAGAAACGACAAAAUGAGUGUGAAUAAUGUUUUUUUCAUGAAUGUUGCAAAUAAUUAUUCGAAAUUAAACAAAGAAGAACGCGAACUGGAAAUCCAUAAUUCUAUGGCAUCCCGAUAUUAUGCAAAAACGAUGUUUGCAGCAUUUCAAAUGUUGUUUUCCACAAUGUUAAGCAACCAUGCGGAUCAUCUGGACAAAGCCUAUGGAUUAAGUGAAAAUAUCCAGGUAGCAACAAGUACGUCCGCAUUUCUUACAUUUGCUUAUGUCUAUAACGGAAGUAUUAUGGACAGUAUGACCAACAGUUUGUUGCCACCAUAUGCGAAAAAACCUAUCACACAAUUAAAAUAUGGGAAAACGUUCGUUUUCUCCAACUAUUUCAUGCUUGCAUCCAAAAUGUACGAGAUGUUAAAUUAUAAAAAUUUAAGUCUGUUAUGUGAAUAUCAGGCCGUAGCAAGUGCUAAUUUCUACUCGUCUAAAAAAGUGGGUCAGUUUAUUGGAAGAAAAUUUUUACCUAUUACCUCAUAUUUUCUUUAUUUGAGAUUGAAAGGUAAUAUAACUGGUGACUCUAAAGAUUACUAUAAAUUGUUCGGUAAUUGGGAGAAUACACAUCCCCCAUAUUUCUUUUUUUAUUUUUUCACGAAUUUAUACCUGGAUGCGGGCAAAUCGUUUCCUGGAGGGUUUGGUCCUGCAAUAAAAGAACAAACACAACAUUUUAGUGAAAAAACGUACGAACGCAAACCGUCAGUUCAUAGUUUUAAUAGAAAUUUUUUCAUGGAAUUGACGAACGGAUAUUAUGGAGUAUUCAAUAAAUAUUUUAUAAAUUAUGCCAGAACCAAACUUAAAGAAUUUACUAGUGAUCUUUUAAUAAAAUAUCAACGUGAAGCGUACUUAAGUAUGAAGAAAUAUGGGUAUUUAGGUGAAGUUAUUGCUUCAAGAUUGUCGCCCAAAGAUAAAAUCAUGAAUUAUUUGCACGACACUAACGAGGAGACCAUGAAUAAUUUACGACGAUACGAUAUGGAACAUGGGUUCAAGAACAAAAUGGCUACCUAUGUAGACGAUUUUGCUUUUUUUGAUGAUUGUGGCAGAAAGGAACAAUUUUUGAACGAAAGAUGUGAUUAUUGUCCUGUGGUAGAAGAGGUGGAAGAAACACAAUUAUUUACUUCUGCUGAUGAAACAACGAAAGUAACAAAGUCACCCACUAGUACCUAUAUUGAUGUUGAAAAAAUAGAAGAAACAGGUUCGACAGAUAGUGACGAUGAUGAAAAAGAUUUCGAUGAACCCGACGACGAAUUAAUGGUCGCACGAUUUCACUAA
Messenger RNA from Plasmodium adleri (nom. inval.), 4047 nucleotides. RefSeq names its product cytoadherence linked asexual protein 3.1, putative. Lineage: Eukaryota; Apicomplexa; Aconoidasida; Haemosporida; Plasmodiidae. Gene Ontology annotation, biological process: adhesion of symbiont to microvasculature. The record is from RefSeq and is a predicted model, not a curated record. Bases 1 to 4047 code for a protein of 1348 amino acids. The transcript has 10 exons.